Molecule: messenger RNA, 1068 nt
Organism: Colletotrichum truncatum
Lineage: Eukaryota; Fungi; Ascomycota; Sordariomycetes; Glomerellales; Glomerellaceae
Product: putative d-mandelate dehydrogenase
Cellular component (GO): cytosol
Molecular function (GO): NAD binding; glyoxylate reductase (NADPH) activity; hydroxypyruvate reductase [NAD(P)H] activity
Source: RefSeq, a predicted model, not a curated record
AUGCCGGUGAAGAAACCAGUUGUUCUCCGACUCGGCGAAGACAUCAAGUACAACCACGACUAUUACAAAAAUGUCUUCACCGAACGUUUCGACGUCUUAGCAAACGAAGAGCCCGACCGGGCAUCCUUCAUCGCAGCGCUCAAAUCCAAAAAGUAUGGGGACAUUGCUGCCAUAUUCCGCCCGCACUUUCAAACAGGCGGCGAAAUGGGCCAAUGGGACGACGAGUUGAUCUCUCUUCUCCCGAGCUCAGUACGCAUUUUUGCCUCCGCGGGGGCAGGAUUCAAUUGGGCCGAUGUUGAUGCACUUGGUCGCCGGGGGAUCUGGUAUGCCAACGGCGCCGGUGCUAGCGACGAGGCCGUUUCUGAUACCGCGCUUUUCAUGAUAUUGUCUGUAUUUCGAAACUUUUGGCGCUCACAACGGGCGGCAAGGACGUGCGACCCGGAACAGUUUACCGCUAUGCAUAGACUUGUCGGCAGCAUCUCAUGGAACCCUCGCGGCCAUGUCCUCGGAAUCGUCGGACUAGGAAACAUCAGCAAGAAGCUCGCCUAUAAAGCCCGUACGGCUCUGGGGAUGGAAAUCCAUUAUUUUGACGUCAUCCGCUCUUCACCUGAACUUGAGAAGGAGUUGGAGGCAACGUUUCAUUCCACACUGCACGAGUUGCUUGCCGUGUCGGACUGUGUCACGUUGCAUACUCCGCUGAAUGCUCAUACUCACGACUUGAUGAACAAGGAGGCGUUUUCAGUGAUGAAGAAAGGUGCCCGACUUGUUAACACGGCGCGUGGCCAAGUUGUAAAUGAGGAAGCGCUAAUUGAGGCACUUCAGAGUGGAAGACUGUCUGCUGCUGCACUGGACGUUCAUUACCAUGAGCCACAGGUGUCUCAGGUGCUAGCAGACAUGGAUAACGUAACGUUGACAUGCCACAAUGGUGGCGCAGCGCUGACUACGAGAAUGAAUUUUGAGCUGAAUGCAAUGAAGAACAUUAUACAAGUGGUAGGAGAUGACGGAGAGGUGAUCGGUGAGCCUUUAACACCAGUAAAUAGAAAGGCAUUUGAGUCUGUGUCUAAAUAG